Molecule: messenger RNA, 672 nt
Organism: Lactuca saligna
Lineage: Eukaryota; Viridiplantae; Streptophyta; Magnoliopsida; Asterales; Asteraceae
Source: the annotation of a GenBank genome assembly
AUGACCACAUCAUCUGCUAGCAGCAUGACUCCUAGGUCGCCAUUGAUGACACCAAAAACCAGCCAGAUAGACUUGUUAUUGGCAGGGAAGGGUGCCUAUUCUGAACAUGAUGACCUUCCACAGAUGAAUGAGCUUGCUGAUAUUGCUCGAUGUGCUGGCAAUAUGCCAUUGGAUGAUGACCGAUCUUUGUCGUAUCUGUUGACGUGUCUUGAUGACUUAAGAAUUGUGAUCGACCGGAGAAAGUUUGAUGCCCUGAACGUCGAGGCAUUUGGAGCACGCAUAGAGAAGCUUAUUCGGUUCUUGCUUUGGAGUAUCUACAUUCUCUGCGUGUGGUUCACCGUGAGACAACCUGACCCUUCAACUCCCAACUUAAAGAUUGAUCUGCUAGCUGAGAUUAGUCGGUCACCUUGCAUUCUGUCGGAAGUUGAUGCAUCUCUAAAAACUAAGCGAAUGAAAAAUGAUGUGGACGAGUAUCUAAAGGGUGCUGCAAAUAUAAAAGUGGCAGGAACAGAUAUGAACAAUAAGAGUAGCCGGUCACAUAGUGUUUUCACCUGCUGGUUCUCAAAGGUCAAGUAUUACUAUCAACCAAUUAAAAUGUCGUUCACCAAUGGCGUAAUUAAGAUUACAAACACCAAUUUCUUUCAAACAACAGAAGAUCUAGAGUUUAAUUAG